Molecule: messenger RNA, 5397 nt
Organism: Cuculus canorus (common cuckoo)
Lineage: Eukaryota; Metazoa; Chordata; Aves; Cuculiformes; Cuculidae
Product: chromodomain-helicase-DNA-binding protein 1-like
Exons: 36
Coding region: 1-5397 (1798 amino acids)
Biological process (GO): regulation of transcription by RNA polymerase II; nucleosome organization
Cellular component (GO): chromatin; nucleus
Molecular function (GO): DNA binding; ATP-dependent chromatin remodeler activity; ATP hydrolysis activity
Source: RefSeq, a predicted model, not a curated record
AUGAAUGGGCACAGUGAUGAAGACGUUGUAAGAAACAGUAGUGGAGAGUCAAGCCAAUCAGAUGAUGAUUCUGAGUCGGCAUCAGCUUCUGGAUCUGGUUCAAGCUCUGGAAGCAGUAGUGAUGGAAGUAGCAGUCAAUCAGGUAGCAGUGACUCUGAGUCUGGUUCAGAGUCAGACAGUCAAUCAGAAUCAGUGUCUGACACAUCUAGAGAGAAGAAACAAGUUCAAGCUAAACCACCGCCAAAAGUUGAUGGAUCUGAGUUUUGGAAGUCCAGUCCAAGUAUACUUGCUGUGCAGAGAUCAGUGCUCAAGAAGCAACAACAGCAGAAGUCGGCCUCAUCAGACAGUGGUUCAGAAGAGGAUUCGUCGAGCAGUGAAGAUUCUGCAGAUGACUCUUCCAGUGAAACCAGGAAGAAAAAACACAGAGAUGAAGACUGGCAAAUGUCUGGGUCAGGGUCAGUAUCAGGAACUUGUUCUGAUUCUGAAUCAGAGGAAGAUGGAGAAAAAAACAGUUGUGAAGAUAGCGAAUCUGACUAUGAGCCAAAAAACAAGGUCAAAAGCUGGAAACCUCCAAGCAGAGUUGAGCCAAAAAGCAGCAAAAAGACUGCAGGACAGAAAAAGAGGCAACUUGAUUCAUCGGAUGAUGAUGACUGUGACAAGAGAGGAUCUCGUCGCCAGGCAACAGUCAACGUCAGUUACAAAGAAGCUGAAGAAACCAAGACAGAUUCUGAUGACUUGUUGGAAGUUUGUGGAGAAGAUGUCCCGCAGCCUGAAGAAGAUGAAUUUGAAACUAUAGAGAAGUUUAUGGACAGUCGAAUUGGCCGAAAAGGAGCCACUGGUGCUGCAACCACCAUCUAUGCAGUUGAGGCAGAUGGUGACCCAAAUACUGGAUUUGAAAAGUCAAAGGAGUUAGGAGAAGUACAGUAUCUUAUUAAAUGGAAAGGCUGGUCACAUAUCCAUAAUACUUGGGAAACUGAGGAAACACUGAAGCAACAAAAUGUUAAAGGAAUGAAGAAACUGGACAACUAUAAGAAAAAGGAUCAGGAAACAAAACGCUGGCUGAAAAAUGCUUCUCCGGAAGAUGUGGAAUAUUAUAACUGCCAGCAGGAACUUACAGAUGAUCUACAUAAGCAGUAUCAAAUAGUGGAAAGGAUAAUUGCUCAUUCAAAUCAGAAAUCGGCAGCUGGUUAUCCAGAUUACUAUUGCAAAUGGCAGGGUCUGCCUUACUCAGAAUGUAGCUGGGAAGAUGGUGCUCUCAUUGCCAAAAAAUUUCAGUCAUGUAUUGAUGAGUAUUUUAGCAGAAAUCAAUCCAAGACCACUCCAUUUAAGGACUGCAAGAUUCUAAAACAGAGGCCGAGGUUUGUUGCACUAAAGAAGCAGCCAUCUUAUAUUGGAGGACAUGAGAGUUUAGAGUUAAGAGAUUAUCAGUUAAGUGGACUGAACUGGCUUGCUCACUCAUGGUGCAAAGGGAAUAGUUGUAUUCUUGCAGAUGAAAUGGGUCUGGGUAAAACAAUACAAACAAUUUCUUUUCUGAACUACCUGUUUCACGAACAUCAACUGUAUGGGCCUUUCUUGCUAGUCGUGCCACUUUCUACCUUGACAUCUUGGCAAAGAGAGAUUCAAACUUGGGCUCCUCAGAUGAAUGCUGUGGUUUAUUUAGGAGAUAUAACUAGCAGAAAUAUGAUAAGAACUCAUGAAUGGAUGCAUCCACAGACCAAGCGAUUAAAAUUUAAUAUACUUCUAACAACUUACGAAAUUUUGCUGAAGGAUAAGUCAUUCCUUGGUGGUCUGAAUUGGGUAUUUAUAGGAGUUGACGAAGCUCAUCGUUUAAAAAAUGAUGAUUCCCUUCUGUACAAGACUUUAAUAGACUUUAAGUCUAAUCAUCGUCUUCUUAUUACUGGAACUCCCCUGCAAAACUCCCUCAAAGAGCUUUGGUCUUUGCUGCACUUCAUCAUGCCAGAAAAAUUUUCUUCUUGGGAAGAUUUUGAAGAGGAGCAUGGCAAAGGGAGAGAGUUUGGUUAUGCAAGUCUUCACAAAGAACUUGAACCAUUUCUACUCAGAAGAGUUAAAAAAGAUGUGGAAAAGUCUUUACCUGCUAAGGUUGAACAAAUUUUGAGGGUGGAAAUGAGUGCAUUGCAGAAGCAAUAUUACAAGUGGAUUUUAACCAGGAAUUAUAAAGCCCUGAGUAAAGGUUCAAAAGGCAGUACCUCAGGCUUCUUGAACAUAAUGAUGGAACUCAAGAAAUGUUGUAACCAUUGCUACCUCAUUAAACCACCGGAUGAUAAUGAAUUCUAUAAUAAACAGGAGGCCUUACAGCAUUUAAUACGUAGCAGCGGGAAACUAAUUCUUCUUGACAAGCUACUGAUUCGUCUACGAGAACGUGGCAACAGAGUACUGAUUUUCUCUCAGAUGGUGAGGAUGCUAGACAUCCUGGCAGAGUAUUUAAAGUAUCGUCAGUUUCCCUUUCAGAGACUUGAUGGAUCAAUAAAAGGAGAAUUGAGGAAACAAGCCCUGGAUCAUUUCAAUGCAGAAGGAUCAGAGGACUUCUGCUUUUUGCUGUCUACCAGAGCUGGAGGAUUAGGUAUAAACUUGGCAUCUGCUGACACUGUAGUUAUAUUUGAUUCCGACUGGAAUCCACAAAAUGAUCUGCAAGCGCAGGCUAGAGCUCAUAGGAUUGGACAGAAGAAACAGGUUAAUAUUUAUCGGCUUGUCACAAAAGGAUCAGUAGAAGAGGAUAUUCUUGAAAGAGCCAAGAAAAAGAUGGUGUUGGAUCACUUAGUAAUUCAGAGAAUGGACACUACAGGGAAAACUGUACUACACACAGGCUCUACUCCUUCCAGCUCAACACCUUUUAAUAAGGAAGAGUUAUCAGCAAUUUUGAAGUUUGGUGCUGAGGAACUUUUUAAAGAACCUGAAGGGGAAGAAGAGGAGCCUCAGGAAAUGGAUAUAGAUGAAAUCCUGAAGAGGGCUGAAACUCGAGAAAAUGAGCCAGGCCCACUAACUGUAGGAGAUGAGUUGCUUUCACAGUUCAAGGUGGCUAACUUUUCUAAUAUGGAUGAAGAUGACAUUGAAUUGGAACCAGAACAAAAUUUAAGAAACUGGGAAGAAAUCAUUCCAGAAGUCCAGCGGCAACGAAUAGAAGAAGAGGAAAGACAAAAAGAGCUUGAAGAAAUAUAUAUGCUCCCAAGGAUGAGAAACUGUGCAAAACAGAUCAGCUUUAAUGGAAGUGAAGGGAAACGCAGUAGGAGGAGCUAUUCUGGAUCUGAUAGUGACUCCAUCUCAGAAAGAAAACGACCAAAAAAACGUGGACGACCACGAACUAUUCCUCGAGAAAAUAUUAAAGGAUUUAGCGAUGCAGAGAUUAGGCGGUUUAUCAAGAGUUACAAGAAAUUUGGUGGUCCACUUGAAAGGUUAGAUGCUAUAGCUAGAGAUGCUGAGCUAGUUGAUAAAUCUGAGACGGACCUUAGACGUCUAGGAGAACUUGUACAUAAUGGAUGCAGUAAGGCUUUAAGGGACAAUUCCUUUGGACAAGAAAGAGCAGGAGGUAGACUUGGGAAAGUUAAAGGCCCAACAUUCCGAAUAUCGGGAGUGCAGGUGAAUGCAAAGCUAGUCAUCUCUCAUGAAGAAGAGUUGGAACCAUUGCACAAAUCCAUUCCUUCAGAUCCAGAAGAAAGGAAAAGAUAUGUCAUCCCAUGCCAUACCAAGGCAGCUCAUUUUGAUAUAGAUUGGGGUAAGGAAGAUGAUUCCAAUCUAUUAAUAGGUAUCUAUGAAUAUGGCUAUGGCAGCUGGGAAAUGAUAAAAAUGGAUCCUGAUCUCAGUUUGACACAGAAGAUUUUACCUGAUGAUCCAGAUAAGAAACCCCAGGCCAAGCAGUUACAGACCCGUGCAGAUUACCUCAUUAAAUUACUGAAUAAAGACCUUACAAGGAAAGAAGCACAAAGACAUACUGGUGCAGGCAAUUCAAAGAGGAAGAAAACAAGAACUAAGAAGAACAAAGUAACAAAGGCUGCAAAAAUUAAAGAAGAAAUAAAAAGUGACUCCUCAUCGCCACCCUCAGAAAAAUCCGAUGAAGACUAUGAGGAUAAUGAGGAUGAGAUUGUUUCAGUGAAACUUCCACAAAAAAAAAUAAAAGCAGAUAAAGAAAAUGAAGAAAAGCUUGAGUCAGAUAUUGGUAUAAAGAAGGAAGCUGAAGAAAAAAGAGAGACAAAAGAAAAGGAAAAUAAGAGGGAUUUGAAAAGGGAGAAAAAAGAAAAAGAGGAUAAGAAAGAAAUAAAGAAUAUUAAAGAAAAGAGAGAAAACAAAGUAAAAGAAUCCGCACAGAAAGAAAAAGAAGUAAAGGAAGAAAAGGUAAAUGAAGUCAAAUCUGAAAAUAAAGAAAAAAAUAAAAAAGUUUCAUUGUUGGAUAUUCCAGUUCAUAUUACUGCAACUAGUGAACCAGUUCCUAUAUCUGAAGAAUCUGAAGAACUGGAUCAGAAGACAUUCAGUGUGUGCAAAGAAAGAAUGAGGCCUGUUAAAGCAGCAUUGAAACAACUGGAUAGACCAGAGAAAGGCCUUUCUGAAAGGGAGCAGCUGGAGCAUACUAGACAGUGCCUAAUCAAAAUUGGGGACCAUAUUACUGAAUGUCUAAAGGACUACACAAAUCCUGAACAAAUUAAACAGUGGAGAAAAAACUUGUGGAUUUUUGUCUCCAAGUUUACAGAAUUUGAUGCCAGAAAGCUGCACAAGUUGUAUAAGCAUGCAAUCAAAAAACGCCAAGAAUAUCAGCAACACUGUGACCAGAAUAUUAGCAGCAACAUGAGUACACAUGUAAUUAGAAAUCCAGAUGUUGAAAGACUGAAAGAGAAUACAAACCAUGAUGACAGUAAUAGGGACAGUUAUUCUUCUGAUAGACAUUUGUCACAAUACCAUGAUCAUCAUAAGGACAGGCAUCAGGGAGAUGCUUAUAAGAAAAGUGACUCUAGGAAAAGGUCCUAUUCAGCUUUCAGCAAUGGAAAAGACCACAGAGACUGGGAUCACUAUAAACAAGACAGCAGAUACUAUAGUGAUAGUAAACAUAGAAAGUUGGAUGACCACAGGAGCAGAGACCACAGGUCAAUCCUGGAAGGAAGUUUAAAAGACAGUUGGCCUCACUCAGAUCACCGUUCCCACUCAGACCACAGGAUACAUUCAGAUCACCGUUUCACUUCAGAGUACAGCCAUCAUAAAUCUUCUAGAGAUUAUAGGUACCACUCAGACUGGCAAAUGGACCACAGAGCUUCUGGUAGUGGCCCAAAGUCACCAUUAGAUCAGAGGUCUCCUUAUGGUUCAAGAUCUCCUUUAGGACACAGAUCUCCAUUUGAACCUUCAUCAGAUCACAAAAGUACACCUGAACAUACAUGGAGUAGCCGGAAAACAUAA